Messenger RNA from Suillus paluster, 1422 nucleotides. Its product is annotated as pyruvate dehydrogenase e1 component beta subunit. NCBI's taxonomy places the organism in Eukaryota, Fungi, Basidiomycota, Agaricomycetes, Boletales, Suillaceae. Gene Ontology annotation, biological process: pyruvate decarboxylation to acetyl-CoA. The transcript is spliced from 7 exons. The record is from RefSeq and is a predicted model, not a curated record. Bases 115 to 1221 code for a protein of 368 amino acids. Gene Ontology annotation, molecular function: pyruvate dehydrogenase (acetyl-transferring) activity.
AAUCGGUUCACUUCAUAUAAUUCAUCCGCGUUUGUCCGUCGACCAAAAUUGCUCCCAUUUCGUUCUUCCCUUCAUCAGUCCUCCUCCUUCCGUCUUCCCUUUUCAAAAGGCUCAAUGACUGCCGCCCGUGCUGCUUUCUCUCGUGCAAUCGCAAAUGCUCGUGCACGUCCUUCAUUGCCUCUGAACCGUGUUGCAUUGGCUCGCGGGUAUGCGACGGCAAGUGAAAACUCGAUGACCGUCCGUGAUGCACUCAAUGUUGCUAUGGAGGAGGAGAUGCUGCGCGAUGAGAACGUCUUCGUUCUCGGUGAGGAGGUAGCUCGGUACAAUGGUGCUUACAAGGUCACCAAAGGUCUUCUUGACAAGUUUGGCGAGAAGCGUGUCGUUGAUACUCCCAUCACUGAAAUGGGUUUCGCCGGUAUCGCUGUCGGUGCUGCACUCUCAGGUCUACGACCAAUAUGCGAGUUCAUGACCUUCAACUUCGCCAUGCAAGCCAUUGACCAGAUCGUCAACUCGGCUGGAAAGACUUACUACAUGUCCGGUGGAAACGUGCCCUGUCCUGUAGUUUUCCGUGGUCCCAACGGUGCAGCUUCUGGUGUCGGUGCUCAGCACUCGCAAGACUAUGCAGCCUGGUAUGGCUCAAUCCCCGGUCUCAAGGUUGUCAGCCCUUGGAGCGCCGAGGAUUGCAAGGGUCUGCUCAAGGCCGCCAUCCGGGAUCCUAACCCAGUCGUAUUCCUCGAGAAUGAGAUGAUGUACGGUGUCACCUUCCCAAUGUCUUCAGAAGCCAUGUCAGACAACUUCACUCUUCCUAUCGGCAAAGCCAAGGUCGAGCGCGAAGGAUCCGAUAUCACGAUUGUGGCACACAGCAAAAUGGUCACUCACAGUCUUGAGGCUGCUGACCUUUUGGCCAAGGAGGGUCUCAAGGCUGAGGUCAUCAACCUUCGUAGCAUCCGUCCUCUGGAUAUUGAUACCAUCAAGGCAUCAGUCAAGAAAACUAACCGUCUCCUCAUCGUUGAGGGUGGUUUCCCUGCUUUCGGUGUUGGUAGUGAAAUCUGCGCCCAGAUCGUGGAGAGCGAGGCCUUUGAUUACCUUGACGCCCCAGUUGAGCGAGUAACUGGUGCUGAUGUACCUACACCAUAUGCCACCAACCUCGAGGCACUCUCAUUCCCCGACACACCUCUCAUCGUCAAGGUCGCCAAGCGGGCUCUUUACAGGACCAACUAGGCCACCCUAUACUGUUAUCCCAUGCAUCUGCUUUCAUACUUACACAUUCAUGGGCAUUAGUAGUCCUCUGGCCGCAAUAGACAUAUUACCCAUCUAAGUUGGUGGUCAGAACGGCCUCCGUACACGAUCUAUAAUAAUCGCUCUUUUGCCCAACUUUGCCCGUUCGUGUGGCAGGCUGCUCACGCCGUGCCAAUUUGUCAG